UGUAGAAUAUCGUAUUUUUUAAUAUUGAUUUUAUCUAUAGUUUCAAUUUGGUUUCAGUAUAAUUAAAUAACUUGUAAAAACAAUAUCUUUUUAUCGAAAUCUUUUGGAUAUUACCAUAAAAUGAAUGCACUGUUGGAUUACGGUACGUCGUCCUCCAGUGAUUCAGAAGAUGCACAAGAAGAUACAGACAAAUGUCAGGAGAGUACAAAACUCAAAUUACCUAAACCAGCUCUUGGAGAGAGCAGUUUACAAACUUCAGUAUUUUCCAAUCCAUUUGUUGAAGCAGAAUUAGCUAAGGCCGCUAUUUUAGAGAAACACGUUAAAAUGGUUCCAGGUAAAGACAAUACACAGAUGAUAAAUGGGAAGAAAAUCUGUUGGAACUACAGGAAAGGAAGGUGUCGAUUUGGUCACAAUUGUAAAUAUGCCCAUGAUUCUGAUAUUCAGAAGACUGCAGAAGAAUUAGAAAUCGAGAAACAGAAACUCAAAUCAGUUGUAUGCGAGGGAGCAGGCACAAUGACAUCUACCCCACCACCCCAAAUAUCAACGGACAUGAUAUCUCCCACUGAUGAUGCAGUUUGGGAAGGAGCUACAGAGAAAAAAAAAUUAAAACGACCAGGCUUGAGUCAGACCUUAGUCCCAGGAAAGAAAGUUAUGAAAAUGUAUAAGGAUCAGAAAACCAAAGAUUCCAAUAAAAAAUAAAUGAGUACCUUAUAUUUUUUUUACUUUAAGCAAAACAUUCAUUAUCAGCAUUUCAUAAGAAAUUGAAAAUAAUACCAGUUAGAUUUGUUGACUUUAUUUACUACCACUCUUAGCACACUUUGUUCGUAUGACCAUUUAUAGAUCAUCAUUUCUUGAUGAUGAUCAAACGAAAACAAUAAAUCAUCUAUAUGUCGCCAUCUAUUACAUGAAUUGUUGAGAUUGAUUUUGGCUAUCUGGCAUUACUAACCAGGUUCUGAAAAUUCUUGUUGGAUAAUAUCAUUCUAACACCAAUGCUUAUGCUAAAAUGAUGUUAUGUUGCAAAAACGGGAAAAUGGGACUUAGACUGACAAAGGAAUAAAAAUAAAAAAAUAUAUGACUAACAUACACCACCUAUAAUGUUUUAUGGACACGUAACUGUUGACUAUAUACCUGAAUCAUGGAUACCACAAAGUACAAUGUGACGCUCCUUGCACAUUUAAUUUAAACUGUCACCAAUAUUGACUUAUUGCUUUGUUUGGGGUGAAUAUCCAAAGGUUAUUCUGUUUUUUAUAUUUAACAGAUAUGCCAACUACUACAUACAUGAACAGUUUUAUGGACACAACCGCGUGGUAUAUACGCAUAAUGUGUUUACUAACACUUCUGACGACUAAUCAUAUAAUAUCCUGAUGACUGUUAUACCUCUGUACUACCCUAUAUUAUGAAAUUAUAGGGUAUAUACUUCAACCGGAACAGUUUACAAAGCAAAUUGUUUAGUGGAUAAGAUAGGCGAGACAGAGGUACCCAACUAUCCACGCAGAAGAAGCAUCUACCUUUUCUGCAUUGCUAAAAUAUUAUAGGAUAAAAGUUCACUAUAGGUAGAGCCUUUGGUUUGCGCGAAUACACGCGUAUUUUGUAAUAACAAAAACACUAGUUCUGUUGAUGCAUUUUUCUUUAUUAGAAAGAAUGCCGAGAGACACUUAGGUACUUCCAAAUUUUUACAUACAUUUCCAAUAAGCGCCUACAUAUUAGGUACUUAGAAGUUUAAAUAUUUCACAAGUUACCAGAAAAAAAUAAAUAUCACGUGGUUUACAAUUAGAGCAUCUGUUAUUUGAUGCCUGAUGAAAAAUAAAACGAUAUUACUUAUUUAAAAAAA
Molecule: messenger RNA, 1831 nt
Organism: Achroia grisella
Lineage: Eukaryota; Metazoa; Arthropoda; Insecta; Lepidoptera; Pyralidae
Exons: 4
Coding region: 121-699 (192 amino acids)
Molecular function (GO): metal ion binding
Source: RefSeq, a predicted model, not a curated record